Anthonomus grandis grandis is the source of this 615-nucleotide messenger RNA. RefSeq lists its product as uncharacterized. NCBI's taxonomy places the organism in Eukaryota, Metazoa, Arthropoda, Insecta, Coleoptera, Curculionidae. The transcript has a single exon. The record is from RefSeq and is a predicted model, not a curated record. The coding region runs from base 1 to 615 and encodes 204 amino acids.
AUGCCAAACCCAACAAACGAAACAUGGAAAACGGUUGAAAAAGACUUUUACGAACUAUGGAAUUUCCCCAAUUGCAUCGGUGCCAUCGACGGCAAACAUGUUAUUAUUGAAGCACCUGCCAAUAGUGGUUCGCUAUAUUUUAACUACAAAAAGACGUUUAGUGUCGUUCUACUGGCAUUAGUAGAUGCCAAUUAUCGUUUUAUAUGUGUAGAUGUAGGUGCCUAUGGAAAGAACAGUGAUGGAGGAAUAUUUGCUUCUCCUAAUAUGGGAAAAGCACUGUUGCAGAACUCUUUUAAUAUACCUCCUGAUAAAAGUAUUCUAGGAACCAAUAUCAUUGUGCCUCACGUAAUUGUAGGCGAUGAAGCAUUCCUUUUAAACAAGCAUUCAUUGCGACCGUUUCCUGGUUCACAAAUUAAAAACAAUAUAUCAAAAAAAACUUUUAAUUAUCGCUUGAGCCGAGCUAGAAGGUUAUCUGAAAAUGUUUUUGGAAUUUUGACACAAGUAUUUAAGAUUUAUCAAAGGAGGUUAAAAAUGAGCCCCGAACAUGUGGACAAAGUUAUUUUAGCGACCUGUUGUUUACAUAAUUUUUUAAGGCCUUCUUUAAUUUCAUUGUAA